Anoplophora glabripennis (Asian longhorned beetle) is the source of this 2238-nucleotide messenger RNA. RefSeq names its product tolloid-like protein 1. The coding region runs from base 16 to 2238 and encodes 740 amino acids. Lineage: Eukaryota; Metazoa; Arthropoda; Insecta; Coleoptera; Cerambycidae. The transcript has 10 exons. The record is from RefSeq and is a predicted model, not a curated record. Gene Ontology annotation, cellular component: plasma membrane. Gene Ontology annotation, molecular function: protein binding.
UGUGUCCACGAGUAUAUGGACGUCUAUUCCGAGGUGCUGCAGCCGGACCCCGCUGAGCUAGUGAACACCCCCUUCGGCGGGAGGUACUGCGGCCCGAUCCCACCCAGGGCGCGGGUCUCGCUAUACAGGGCGCUCGCUCUCUCCUUCCACACCGACAAGAACGCCUCCACCAGCGACAUCUUCCUCGGCAGAUAUCAAUUUAUUAAUGACUCGGAGUACGAGGUUGGUACGCCGAUCGGUGGUGGGCCUUGCAAUUUUUUGGUAAAAGGCGCCGUCAGACCCACAGGACUCAUUCUAACGCCGACCUACCCGGGUUCCUACCCGAAGGCACUGUACUGUUCCUACCAAUUCCUUGGGGCUUCCGGGGAGAGGAUCCGACUGGAAUUCAGAGACUUCGAUCUCUUUUUUGGAGGACCACACUGUCCAUUCGACUUCGUGAAAGUAUACGACGGUCCGGACAACACCUCCGCCGUGAUAGGGACCUACUGCGGCCAGCAGCGCAACCUGGUCAUCUACUCGUCUGAAUCUUCCCUUCUCGUCACAUUCGUCACCCUUCCACGCACUGCCAAUACUCAGAACAGAGGCUUUAAGGGCAUUUUUGAGUUUUCCAACUCAUUCACAAAAUUAGAUUUCAUAAGUAAGAACGACGGAGAGCACAUCCGCGGCACCGAGUGCGACCAGAAGAUACUGAGCAAAAGGGAGUCCAGCGGGUUCGUCUUCAGCCCGAACUACCCCUUUCCCUACAUGCCGAAGCUAGUCUGCAGGUACUUCAUCUACGGGAUGCAGGACGCGCAGCACCUGGAGAGGGUGCGCCUCGAAUUCGUCCUGUUCGAAAUACCCAAGGGGCGGAAAGGAGACUGUUCUGACGGUUACCUGAAGAUCUAUCUCCGCGGCCAAGAGACCACUGACUCGUACGACAAGUUCGACUACGAGAUGUGCGGGGAAGAAACGAAGCCAUCCGUUGUGGUUUCCGAUGGACCCAGGCUGGUGAUGGUCUUCAGCAGCGGGGAACUGAUGGGUAGGGGUUUCAAGGCGAACUACACGUUCGAGACAGAGUAUCGGAUCCCGGGCACGGCGGCCCCGGACGGGUCCUGCUCGUUCACCUACAGGAGCACCAGCAAGAAGAAGGGGGAGUUCAAUUCGCCGCGAUACCCCGCCAACUACCCCAGCGACACGAACUGCACCUACCUCUUUCUGGCGACGAAUAACGAGCAGGUUUCACUGGUGUUCGAUAACUUCAAGAUACGAGCCGAGAACGCCAACAGCAGCAUCGGAUUCUACGGCACCACGGUUUGCCAGGAAGACUGGGUGGAGAUCCACAACAUCUACCGCGACGGCACGGAGACCAUGAUCGGCAGGUACUGCCACAUGACGGCCCCGGGUCCCAUCGAGUCCAACCGCGGCGCCAUGGGUCUCAAGGUCAUCCUACACUCCGACUCGGAGGGGGUGUUCAGCGGCUUCAAGGCGAGGUACAGCUUCGAGGACGCCAAGUCGAUCUUCGGCGAUUGCGGGGGCAACGUGAGCAGCCUGGACUACGGCGUCAUCACCAGUCCGAACUUCCCGAAGGACUACGGCGCUCCGUCUAAAAGUCAGGCUUCGAAGAGCUGCAACUGGUACGUCAACGUCAGGCCGAAGUACAAGAUCCUGCUGGUGUUCGAAAAGUUCGCCGUGGAAGGGGAACCGCUGGGUCGGGGCUGUCCAGCAGCCGUCCUCAGACUGUGGAACGACCUAACGUCGACGCCGAUAGAACUGUGCGGAGAGAAACCGAUCACGGAGAAGUGGCAGUAUAUAUCGACCUCGAAUACGAUGCGAUUCAGCUUCAUAACCGCCGACAAGGCGGUGGGGGCGCAAGGCUUCAGGGCGGUGUGGACGGAGGUGAUCGAGGGGCCGAGCUGCGACGAGUUCCAGUGCUCGCAGACGGGGUUCUGCAUCCCCGACAAGCUGAGGUGCAACAAGAUGAACAACUGCGGCGCCGGCGACGAAUCCGACGAGGCGGACUGCAAGCUGGAGGAGCCCCCACGGGAGCGCAUCCGUAUGUCGUGGGUGUGCGCCUUGGCCGCCAUAAUGCUGACGCUGGUCCUCCUGUGCGUCAUCUGCCACAGGAAGAGGAGGAGACGCAGACGCAGAGCCGUCCACCGCUCGAUCCACGUCCCCGCCGUCCCAGGGACGUCCCGUCAGCCCCCGCUCCACUUCUGCGAGGAGCUGGGCGAACGAUUCGCCUCCGUCGACAGCGUCUGA